AUGGCAACAUUUGAUAAUAAUUCGAGUAUAACAAAUAUUGAACCAUGGUACAUUCCUAUGGAUAUUUUGAGAAUUGUAUGUAUCAUCAUGACGAUUGUUAUUGCUUUGAUCUUAUUGGCUAUUAUCGCUUCUAAGCAAAUACCUCGAACUGCACCAAUGAUGUUGAUGGCCAACGCAUGCCUUAGUGAACUCGUCUGUGUAUGUACUGCCUUAGGCUUAGCUGCAUUUACACUUGACAAUGACCUAAAACGAAUUCAAUAUCAAGAUUCAUUAUGCGUUUUUCGAGCUUACAUCAAUUAUAGUAUGACUGUUAUACAAAAUCAUUCUUAUAAUCUUCAAGCUAUCUAUCGAUAUGUUACUGUGGUAUAUCCAACUCGUAUCUUUUGGCAAUCAUGCCGACUUCAACUUUGUCUGAUUAUUAUAACAUGGAUUUUUGGUCUAGUAGCCUUUAUACCAUUUUUAUUUACUGAUUAUAUAAAAUAUAAUGUUGAAAAUCAGAUAUGCCAAGCACCUAUUCGACUUUCGUUUGCCAUAAUUUAUAUUGCACUUGUUAUUUAUAUAAUUCCAAAUAUGAUUCUUAAUAUAAUUUAUAUUAAACUAAUUCGAUAUGUUCGUGACAUGAAUAAACGAGUAACAUCUGCAAAUGUCUUAGCUCGUGCUGAACGAGAAUUAAAAAUGGUUCGAAAUAUUGUUACAAUCUCAACUAUUCUUGUCAUUCUUGGUUUACCAUAUGCAAUAUUUAUUUUAAUGUCAUUUUUUACAACUAUACCAAAAUAUCAUUUUCGUAUUGCUUUUAUAUUUAUUGACAUCUCAACAACAGCUACUAUGAUUGCUCUAUUCAAAACUACAGAUGUAAUUAAACUGGCUGCAGUACAGACCGUAACUGAAUUAAUAACUAAAAUCACACGAGCAAAUACAUAA
This is a messenger RNA of Rotaria sordida, 921 nucleotides long. The record is from the annotation of a GenBank genome assembly. NCBI's taxonomy places the organism in Eukaryota, Metazoa, Rotifera, Eurotatoria, Philodinida, Philodinidae.